AGACUGUAAACAAGAAUUCGAAAAUCAAUCACAUAAGUAAUUCUCAAUUUCGGAUUGUGCGCGCAGUUGCUUUUCAAGUUCGGCUUGCUAUUUCCUAAAUUGUGUUCAGAGCGGAGAGUGAGUCUAACUUUUUUGUUCAAAAUAUAAAGUUGAAAAUGGCUAGAAAAACAAAGAAGAAUCCAAAACUUAAUCCAAUUGCUCGAGCGGCCGCUCAAGAACAUGAACAAGAAUCAUAUGUGCCUGGCACUAUGCUCGACGCAUAUUUAUCCGGUUCUGAAGAUUCGGAGAAUAAUGCUACUGGUAAUGGCACAGAAAUUACCGAUGAACUUCCUUCCCUCAAUGAACAGGAACUAAAAAUUCUAAAUCCUGAACCUCAAAAGCCAGAGGGCGAAAAAGAAAAGACAGACGGUGCAAAACAAAAUGAUACAUCAGAUCAAAUUUCCAAAGAUGAAAAUGGCUAUGUCGACGAUUGUUUGUCAGAAAAACAACCUAUUGUAUUGGAUCAAGCUAAUUCAAGAAUGCAAACUAAAGCUGGAAUUAAAAGAAACAGUCCGAUGACUCGCUCCCAAAGAAAGUUAACUGCGGAAAAAGUAUCAAAACUCGAUCGUGAGAAUAAAAAAAAAACUGAUAAUAGUCCGUCAACUGGUCAAAUAAUACCUCAAAAAUUCGUCGCCGUUAAAGAUGAAGAUAAAAAAAAUAUAUUAAAAUCACAAAAUAAAACGAAAAAAGCAUCAACUCCUGAAAAUAAUAAUGGUGAUGGUUUGUUACCUACUCCACCAUUAAAACUUGAUAAUGUUAACGAAAAAGAUACUGUUAAUAGUCAAUUAAAUCGUCAGAGAGCACUUCAAAACGGUUUCGACGUUAACUCUAAAAAUCAAAUAAAUCCAUCUAAAUUACAAAAUAAAAUGAAAGAAGCAUCAACUCCUGAAAAUAUUAAUGGCAAUGGUUUGUUACCUACUCCAAAAUCCGAAAGUGUCAAAGGUAAAUCAAAACGGACAACCCCUUACAAUAAUGUUGCAAGAAAUACGAGGAGUUCAAAAAAGUUAACAGCUUCAGCGAAUGAAAACCAUUUGAACAAUAUCUCAUCACCUAUUGAAAAAAAUAUUUUGACUACUGAUAAAAAUAGUACUGAUCUAGAACCUAAAAUAAUUCCAAAAACUCAAAGUCCGAUUGAUAAAGUUUCCGUGAAAAAAGAAAAAAUCGAUGAAAAAGAAUUAGGUAAAGAAAAAAUUGAUGAAAAAGAAUUAGGGAAAGAAAACAUUAAGAACAAAAGAAAGGAAGAAGCUUUUUUCUCAACUCCGACCAUACCAAAAAAGGAAAUAAAUUCUUCCGAUGCACAAUUAAUUAUAGAUAUGCAAAAGCUCCACGUAAAAGAUGAUCAAGAUAAUAAAAGGAGGAGAUUGUCUCACUGUAUUGUAAUAAAUGAAGAAGUUACUGAGGAGGCACCACUCCGCCGGAGUGCUAGAAAUAAUAGACCAUCUCCUGAAGAAAUUAUGAAUGAAAUUAGACGUAAGGUUACUGAAAAUAUAGAAGAGGGAUUAGAGGUGGCUGAGUUUGGUGUCAAAGGAAAAGGAGUGGUGACCACUAAGGACUUUAGCAAGGGAGAAUUUGUUGUUGAAUAUCACGGUGAACUUAUUGAUAAUAACGAAGCUAAAAAGAGAGAAAAAAAAUAUUCUAAAAAUAAACGAAUCGGUUGUUACAUGUUUUAUUUUCAAUACAAAAAUUCCACAUUGUGCGUUGAUGCUACGAAGGAUACCGGCAGAUGCGGGCGACUUCUCAAUCAUUCACAAAAAAACAAGAAUCUCAAGCCCGAAGUGAUUGAAAUCAGAGGAAAACCUCACAUUAUCCUGUAUGCCUGUAAGGACAUUCCAGCCGGCACUGAACUUUUAUACGAUUACGGAGACAGAUCUAAAGAAUCUUUAGCACACUUUGCGUGGCUCCUGGAAUGAAUAUUUAACUUUUUGACUCAAUCGACGAAUUUAUUGUACAUACACGUCAAUGCACUGAAGCAACAUAACUCCAAAUAAUUUUAGCAUAUUUUUUUACUGUGAUUUUGACUUAUUUAGAUAUGCUUUUAGUUAAGAACUUUAAGAACAUGUCAUAGUAUCUUGAUAGGUCGUUGUGUAAUUUCGUUCCUCGACCGGAUGAACUAAAUAGUAACAAAAAAUUAAAUUAAAUCGUGCUUCAACGACG
Molecule: messenger RNA, 2193 nt
Organism: Trichogramma pretiosum
Lineage: Eukaryota; Metazoa; Arthropoda; Insecta; Hymenoptera; Trichogrammatidae
Product: N-lysine methyltransferase KMT5A-like
Exons: 6
Coding region: 156-1949 (597 amino acids)
Molecular function (GO): histone H4K20 methyltransferase activity; protein binding
Source: RefSeq, a predicted model, not a curated record